This is a messenger RNA of Aedes albopictus (Asian tiger mosquito), 2041 nucleotides long. RefSeq names its product ornithine decarboxylase 1. The transcript has 4 exons. Gene Ontology annotation, molecular function: ornithine decarboxylase activity. Lineage: Eukaryota; Metazoa; Arthropoda; Insecta; Diptera; Culicidae. Gene Ontology annotation, cellular component: cytoplasm. Bases 685 to 1986 code for a protein of 433 amino acids. The record is from RefSeq and is a predicted model, not a curated record.
GCUCACAUGGCGCACUCGCAAGAACUCUUAUAAAAGCCUCGCUCCGCUCGGGCGGACCAACAGAAGCGGAGACUAUCUCUCAACCGACAGUAUCACGUAAGGCUAUACACAGUAGUGUCUUGGCAACUAGCCUCUCAGUUCAGUUCAGCUCUCGGUGUGGUUAGCGACAAGCCAGCGCGGUGCGAAAGCAGAAACGCAGUAGUGAUACAUAGUCGGAAGAAGUGAAAAUUUCCUAUCAGGUGGAAGAAUUGUGAAAAAGUCACAAGGCGACUAGAGAAAAAUUACCAACCGCAGUGAAUCAGCCGUGAAGUGAGUGGUUCUUUGUUGUGUAAUUCGUGAAAUCGCCCCCAUCGCAUGGUAGCCGUGAGUGAUCGCAAGCCGUUCCCAUCAAUGCUGAAUAAUUAACUUCAUUGACGAAAAGUUUCGAGAAUUUCUCUAAAGAAUAAAAUCACAGGUCAGUUAGCCCUUGCCCCGGGCUCUGACCACAUCCAAGGAGAUCCUCCCUGGUGACACGUGAUUAAUACGCUGGCUAACACCCACCGAGACUGGCUGCCUCUUCGUUUUAAUUGAAAUCUUUGGACUACAAUACACGCUUAAGUGCCAUCGGAUUAAGACUUACCCCUAAAUUUCUAAGUUUCUACAUCGCAAGCAAGCAUUCCAAAACUCUAAAACUAACUCAUCAACAUGAAAUUCCUCACUCAAAACGAAACCGAGCUGGUCCAGAUCGUGGACGGCCCCAUCAACGUGCCGGCCAUCAUCGACCAGCUCACCAACGAGCUGCCCACCGAGGAGCCCUUCUACGUGAUGAACAUCGACGACAUCGUCCGCAAGCAUCAGGCCUGGAUCGAGAAGAUGCCCAGAGUGGUUCCGCACUACGCCGUCAAGUGCAACGACACCGAAGUGGUCUGCGCCACGCUGGCCGCCCUCGGUGCCAGCUUCGACUGCGCAUCCAAGGGCGAGAUCGCCAAGAUCCUUGCGCUGGGCGUCAGCCCCGAUCGCAUCAUCUUCGCCAACCCGAUGAAGCCGAGCUCGCAUCUGCGCUACGCCAAUGCCAACAACGUCAAGACCAUGACCUUCGACAGCGAAAUCGAGCUGCACAAGGUCCGAAAGUUCUGCCCGGACGCCAAGCUGGUGCUGCGCAUCCGCUGCGAAGCCGAGAAGGCGCAAUGUCCCCUGGGAAAGAAGUUCGGAUGCGAUCCCGUCGAGGAAGCUCCUCAGCUGAUCAAGGCCGCCCGCAGUCUGAACCUGGACGUGAUCGGCAUCAGCUUCCACGUUGGAUCCGGAUGCUCCGACUUCCCGAUCUACUACAAGGCAAUCUCCUUCGCACGCGAUCUCUUCGACUACGCUAAGCAACUGGGAUACGAAUUCAACCUGUUGGACAUUGGCGGCGGCUUCCCCGGUGAUCAUGGAACCUCGAUUGACGAAGUGUCACUGAUCGUCAAUACGGCUCUGGACAAAUUCUUCCCCGACAAAUCGGUGCGCGUAAUCUCCGAGCCUGGCCGAUACUACGUAGCAUCGGCGUUCACCCUGAUCACCAAUGUGCAAUCGAAACGCACCUGCCUUAACCCCGUCACCGGUACCGUCGAUCGUAUGAUGUACUAUCUGAACGACGGAGUCUACGCCUCGUUCAACUGCAUCCUCUACGACCAUCAGGUUCCAAAGCUCCGUCUGAUCGGGCAACAAGGCGGCAAGACCUACAAAUCCACCAUCUGGGGACCGUCGUGCGAUGCACUGGAUCAAAUCGCUGAAACCAUCAUCCUGCCGGAACUUCAGAUCGAUGACUGGGUUGUCUUUGACGACAUGGGUGCCUACACUAUUCCGGUUGCAAGUCCAUUCAAUGGUUUCCCAUUGCCCAAGGUGUUCUGCUACGUUAGCAAGGACACAUGGGACAUGAUGGAUAACCUGACCACGCUCGCCGACGAAAGCCUCUGCAACAGCUCCACUGCCGAUCUGAUGAUCAACUAUGAAAAUGUAGUUUGCGCAUGAACCUCGCCAACGACGUCAACGUGGCUCGUCUCUGCUAAAUUACGCACCCUGAUUU